AUGAAGUCGACGGGGGCAGUGAUGUUUGCAAUGGCGAUAGUGACCGCUAUUACCUUGAAGGCAUUCUUCGCGAGCAAACUGGCGCUCAUGGUUACAAUUGGCAUGGCUAUGAAGAAACUGUACGAAAGUUACAGUAAUGGCGUCGGUUUGCCAAAUAACCCAUAUCUGUACUCGCAAUAUCCGAUCGAUUUCCCGAGCGCAUCGUCGCAAGCGUACUCCGCUAACGGAGUCAAUCCGCAAUUCGCCUCCCCUGAGAUGUAUAACCCAACGGGUCUGGGCGCUCAAUCUCAAUCGCAAGAGAUUCUGCAUCAAAACGAAGUAACUGCCCAGCAAUCGCAGCAAGCGCCGACCUUGCUACUAAACUCGACAAGAUCCGCUUCAGAGAGAUGGGAUGGUAAGUCUAAAUUGCUAAAAUUUCUUGAACCGAUUCUUGGCUCUGUGAGGAACGUAUUAGAGCCCAUAGCAAACGUGUUCUACGCGAUGCCGGCAACCUUUCGCGGACUUGGUUACGAUGUAACAACGACCAGCAGCGAGACGAAUGCUGAUGAAGAAAAUAAGAAAGAGUUCCUCGUUCCACAGCCGAGAAAUAUGGCCCAACGGAAAACGAACUACAGAAUGGCGCCAAGACCAAAAAAGUAUACCGAACUGAAAGUCAAUCUGGAGAGACUUAGACAAAACAAAGAUUUACACGAAUAUGUUAAGACGAAAAAGUAUAAGUUCAACUACCCGCUCACGGUACCGGAGACGUCCAAUGUUUUAUGGAACCUCGCGCGCUACUUCAGAAUCCUAUUCGGCCCACCAGAAAGACCGCCGCUAAACAAUUCAGCGUCUAUGUCAAUGCCCAUGUACGCUAUGCCGCAGAUGUACGGCCCAACUAUGGCCAUGCCAACUAAUCAG
Iphiclides podalirius (scarce swallowtail) is the source of this 897-nucleotide messenger RNA. The record is from the annotation of a GenBank genome assembly. Lineage: Eukaryota; Metazoa; Arthropoda; Insecta; Lepidoptera; Papilionidae.